AUGCCCGCGUUGAAGCGGCUGCUGAGAGCCAGGCUGGGCUGCCGCCGCCGCCCCGCCGCGCAGUGCCUCUUCUGGGGAGCGUGCUGGGCGGUAGGGGGCGGCCUCUUCGCCUUCUUCUUCUUGGCGCACGGGGGCGUCUUCUCCGGCCGGUGCACGGACGAGCAGAGUCGCCGGAUCCUGGCCAAGCUGUGUUUUGACUACGGGACGGGCAUGUUGACUGGGGAUCUUUGUGAAGACUUAUGUGUGGCCCAGACUUUGACCUAUAAACGCUGCCUUUAUUAUGACCAGGGGAAGAAGGUCAUCCAAGCUGACUGGAGAGGCCGCCCUGUGAUCCUAAAAUCAAAAAACGAAAUAUUCUCUAGCUACCGUGGUCUUGGAUUUUUGGAAGAAAUGGAAUCACAGGGAAUUCCGGAAACAGAGCUGCUUCUGAUGGUUGCUUUGGAAGUCAAGAACACCUUGGGUUUGGAACUUCCUAACAAAACUGUGGGACCUUUGUGGAAGAAAAGAGGCCCACAUUGGAAAGCACAGCUGGCUAGUUUGUGGUCUUUACUUCAACAGGAAGAGUACAUUUAUUUUAGUGUUUUGCAGGACAUCAGUAAACACGUUCUAAGGGUGAUUGGUUCUUGUGGCCACUUUUAUGCGGUGGAAUAUCUGACAGCUGGACACGCCUGGCACAGCACCCUUUUCUCCGUGGAAGAUGCUGUUGGUGCUUCCCUAUCUGGGAUUAAACACAAGGCCAAAGCCAUAAUCCAAAUUGCAAUCAGCUUCUUGGAUAUGGUGAAUCAUUUUGACAACGACUUUUCUUAUCCUCUUCAUCUCUGUGAUAUUAAGCCGGAAAAUUUUGCCAUCCGGAAUGAUCUGACG
Molecule: messenger RNA, 864 nt
Organism: Thamnophis sirtalis
Lineage: Eukaryota; Metazoa; Chordata; Lepidosauria; Squamata; Natricidae
Source: RefSeq, a predicted model, not a curated record